Hippopotamus amphibius kiboko is the source of this 1647-nucleotide messenger RNA. It is a transcript of the gene INKA2, whose product is annotated as inka box actin regulator 2. Bases 209 to 1162 code for a protein of 317 amino acids. Lineage: Eukaryota; Metazoa; Chordata; Mammalia; Artiodactyla; Hippopotamidae. The transcript is spliced from 3 exons. The record is from RefSeq and is a predicted model, not a curated record. Gene Ontology annotation, cellular component: nucleus. Gene Ontology annotation, molecular function: protein serine/threonine kinase inhibitor activity; protein kinase binding.
CAGUGGGACCGGUGUUCCCACCCCGGGACUCUCUCGUGGAGUCGACCCCGGCCAAUGGGCGCAGGAGGAAGAAGAGCAGGGAAAUGGACUGCUAUUUGCGCCGCCUCAAACAGGAGCUGAUGACUCGGUGAAGAGACGCCUUCAGUGGACAUGAACGGAGUUGGGUCUUGGAGUCCCUCCAGGACCGCACGCUCUUCCUCCCUGUGUGAUGAUAAUUGCCCUCGCACGUCCCACGGACUCUCCCGGUUUCUUCUCACGACAAUCCCAUGAGGCUGAAAAGUCAGGAAUUAUGAUGACAUGGAAAGCUCACUGGCCUGGAAUGUCCAUGAAGGAGGUGGGUGACGGCUUGCAGGAUCAGAUGAAUUGCAUGAUGGGGGCGCUGCAAGAACUGAAGCUCCUGCAGGUGCAGACGGCCCUGGAGCAGCUGGACAUCUCUGGAGCGGGUCCUGCCCCAGGCUGCCCUGAAAGCCCCCGGACACAUCUUGAGCCCCCUCAGUGGGAGGGUGGCAGAGGUCCUGCCAGGCCCGCAGCCUGCUCCACCUCCAGCCAACCUUCUCUUGGCGGCAGCGCCACGUUUGCAUCUCAUAGGAGUGUGUGUGGGAGGGCUCUGGCUCCCCCGCCCAGGACACAGCUGCCAGGGCACCAGAGCUGUGCCCAGCAGGGGCCAGAGCUGGUGGAACCUGAUGACUGGACCUCCACGUUGAUGUCCCGGGGCCGGAAUCGACAGCCUCUGGUGUUAGGUGACAACGUUUUUGCGGACUUGGUGGGCAACUGGCUGGACUUGCCGGAGCUGGAAAAGGGUGGGGAGAAGGGUGAGAUCGGGGAGGCUGGAGACCCCAAAGGAGGGAGGGGCCCGCCGCGGGAGCUGGGCCGCAGGUUUGCCCUAACAGCAAACAUCUUUAGGAAGUUCUUGCGCAGUGUGCGGCCUGACCGCGACCGGCUGCUGAAGGAGAAACCAGGCUGGGUGACACCCACGGCCUCCGAGCCCCGAGCCGGACGCUUGCAGAAGGUCAAGAAGCGGAGCCAUUCCAAGGGCUCUGGACGUUGCCCCUUCCCAGGCAGCUCGGAGCCCGGAGGAGGGGAGAAUCCUUCCACCAGCUGCCCCAAGGCCCUGGAAUCCUCACCCUCUGGCUUCGAUAUUAACACAGCUGUUUGGGUCUGAAUCUUAAAGACAGAAAUUUGACUGACCCAAAAGGGCCAGGUCCCAGGGCUGCGCCCUUGGGAGAGAGCUGGGCGGGUGGUAUGGCUUUCAAAAGCCUAACUCCAAGUCCCUCCCCCAGAGAACGGAGGGAGAAGAAGCAAGAGGGUCUGGAGCAGAGCUGACAGGCCUGUAGUUGGGAGAGGCUGUGGCAGGGGCUGACUGGUGGGGGAGGUGAGUUCCUGGACAGAGAGAGAGAGAGUGUGUGUGUGUGUGUGUGUGUGUGUGUGUGUGUGUGUGUGUGUGUGUGUGUGUGUGUGUGUGUGUGUGUGUGUAGCUUUGGGGCUAGAGGGGACAGCAGGAGAGGGGCAGGGGGAGGAGACCAGGAAAUCCUUCUGACUUUCCCUCACUGACAUCCCCCAAAGAUCUCAGUUGAGCAAUUCUGCAUGGAUUGAGCACUGGGGCCUCUGGUUCCCCAGAGAUGCUGCCAAUAAAGACCUUGUCUCUUG